AUGGGCAUGGAAGUCCAUGCACAGGUGCAACGGAGCUCCGAGUGGCAGAUUGGCAAAUGCAUCGACUCGCUGAAACUUAGGACAUUCCCUCAUGUGACUCAGGGAGGCCGGCCGGCUUCUCUGGGGAGGAAGCUUCUGAUGGACUCCCACCAUGCCCUGCUCAACCAGGGGGAGGACGAUGAGAUGGAGAUCUUUGGAUACAAGAGCCGGGGCCUCCGGAGGGCCCUGUGCCUGGCCGGCUACCUCCUCUCCUGCGGGGGCCUCCUGCUUCUCUUCCACUGGAAACCCGAGUGGGGCGUCUGGGCCAACUGCCAGCCCUGCAGCCUGGAAGAGGCCGAUGUGGUGCUGCUCCGGACCACGGAUGAGAGCAAGAGGCAGACUCGGAAGCAGGUGGUCAGCCUUGAUUUCCGGGCUCUCUGCGGCACCGAAAAGCCCGGCUGGAGCUUCAGCGGAGAGAAGCAUUCGGUCCUACGGAAAGCCAUCAAGAUGCCCGACAUGAAAGGGAGAUACAUCCAGGUACAAAAAAUACGCUACAUCUGGGAUUUCUCUGAGAAACGCUUUGUCCGAGUUGGGUCGCUUCAGGACAGCAACACCUGCUACCAAAUCCACCACCGAUUUGGGGAAGGGCUGGAGAGGAGGGAGAAGGCGCUCAGGAGCUCCGUCUGUGGCCCCAACUCCAUCGAGAUCGAAAUCCGCCCCAUCUGGAAACUGCUCUUCCGAGAGAUCCUGAACCCCUUCUACGUCUUCCAAUGCUUCACCCUGAUCCUCUGGUACACGCAAGGCUACGUGGAGUAUUCCUCGGCCAUCGUCAUCCUCUCCGUCAUCUCCAUCGGCCUCACCAUCUACGUCCUCCGGCAGCAAUCCGUCAAACUGCACAAUCUGGUGAAGGAGCACAACCAGGUGCAAGUCACCAUCUGGACGAAAGGCGAAGGGCGCUCCACCACGGAGUCCCGCCACUUAGUCCCCGGGGACCUCCUCCUCCUGGAAGGCCAGCGCUUCUCCCUGCCCUGUGACGCCAUCCUGCUGGAGGGAAGCUGCGUGGUCAACGAGGGGAUGCUCACAGGUGAGAGCGUCCCGGUCUCCAAGACCCCCCUGCCCCACUUCGACAACACCCUGCCCUGGAAGGUAUGCGGGAUGGGCGAUUAUCGGCGCCACGUCCUCUUCUGUGGCACGGAGGUCAUCCAGACCAGGCGGGCAGGCCCAGGGCCGGUCCGGGCGGUGGUUCUGCAAACAGGCUUCAACACCGCCAAGGGAGACCUGGUGAGGUCCAUCCUUUACCCCAAGCCCCUCAACUUCCAGCUCUACCAGCAAGCCUUCAAGUUCAUCGUGGGCCUGGCUGUGAUUGGCAUCCUGGGCAUGAUCUAUGCCAUCUGCGUGUACGUGAUCCAGAAGCAACCCGCCUCAGACACAGUGGCCAUGGCGCUCCUGCUGCUGACCAUCCCGGUGCCCCCCGUCAUCCCAGCGGCCUUGACCACCAGCAUCAUCUACGCCCAGCGGAGGCUGAGCAGGAAGAAGAUCUUCUGCAUCAGCCCCCAGAGGAUCAACAUCUGCGGCCAGAUCAACCUGGUCUGCUUUGAUAAGACAGGGACCCUGACCGAGGAUGGGCUGGACCUCUGGGGCGCCCUCCCUUGCCAAGGCCAGAGUUUCCAGAGCGUGCACAGCUUCUCGGGGGGCCCGUUGCCCUGGGGGCCCCUCUGCAGAGCCAUGGCGACCUGCCAUUCCCUUUUGCUGCUGGAUGGGAAGCUCCAGGGAGACCCGCUGGACCUGAAGAUGUUUGAGGGCACAAACUGGGAGAUGGAGGAGCACCGGCCGGCCGAGGGCACAGCCAGCCUCCCCGAGUCCUGCCUCCUUGUCAAGCCGGGCCCUGCUGCUUCCCCAGCGCCCGUGGAAGGAAUCCUAAUCCUGCACCAGUUUCCCUUCUCCUCCUCGCUGCUGAGGAUGUCGGUCAUCACGCAGGAGUCUGGGAAGAGCGGCUUUGAGCUCUCCAUGAAGGGAGCCCCCGAGACGGUGGCCAGCUUUUGCGACAAGAGGACCGUGCCAGCCGUCUUCCAGGCUGAGCUGAAGCACUUCACGGCUCAGGGCUACCGAGUCAUCGGCCUGGCCCACAAGGAGAUGGAGCUCCCCCAAGGAGUGGUCUUCAGUGACCUGGAGAGGGAGGAGCUGGAGUCCGGCCUGACCUUCCUGGGACUGCUGGUCAUGGAGAACCGCCUGAAGAGCGAGACCCGGCCGGUCCUGCAGGAGCUCAGCCAGGCCCGCAUCCGGAGCGUGAUGGUCACAGGAGACAAUCUCCAGACGGCCAUCACCGUGGCCAAGAGCUCUGGGAUGCUUCCCAGCACCGGCCAGGUGGUCCUGGUGGAAGCCCAGGAACCGGAGGAUUCCUGCCCAGCAUCCGUGACUUGGCAGCUGGUGGAGGAGGAGGAGUAAUUGAAGCCUGAUUUUCAGGACCCCCAUAUCACCCUGGAGGACCCCAGUGCAAGAGAGGAGGGCAACAACUUCCACUUCGUCUUGAGUGGGGCCUCUUACCAGGUGUUGUCCAAGCACUUCAGCAGCCUGCUGCCCAAGGUGCUUCUGAACGGAACGGUCUUCGCCCGCAUGUCUCCAUCGCAGAAGUCCAGCCUCGUGGAAGAGUUCCAGAAACUCGACUACUACGUGGGCAUGUGUGGGGACGGAGCCAACGACUGUGGGGCCCUGAAAAUGGCCCACGCCGGGAUCUCCCUCUCGGAGCAGGAGGCCUCCGUGGCUUCCCCCUUCACCUCCCAGAUCCCCAACAUCGAGUGCGUGCCAGCCCUGAUAAGGGAGGGCCGGGCUUCCCUGGUGGCCUCCUUCGCUGUCUUUAAAUACCUGACUCUCUACGGCCUGGUCCAGUUCAUCUCUACCAUCCUCCUGUAUUCGCAACUGCAGAUCCUGGGGAAUUACCAGUUCCUGAUCCAAGACAUCUGCAUCACCCUCGUGGUUUGCCUCACAAUGAACCUGACCCACGCCUACCCCAAACUGUCCCCCUACCGCCCCCCCGGACGGCUGCUCUCUCCGCCGCUGCUCCUCUCCGUCCUCUUCAACGUGGCCCUCAGCAUCCUGCUCCAGGUCUUCGCCUUCUUCUACGUGCAGCGGCAGGCUUGGUACUCGCGGCUGCGGGGCCACUGCGGGUGCCCUUUGGGAAACCAGACCAGCUGCCCAGGCAACGGGACGGCCAGUGCCACAGCGCAGGAGAGCCGCAUUCUGAGCUACGAGGCCACCACCCUGUGGCCCCUGGUGACCCUCAGCUGCAUCGCCUUCGCCUUCAUCUUCUCCAAGGGGAGACCCUUCCGGAAGCCCAUCUACACCAACUAUAUCUUCUCUGGCAUGCUGUGUCUCCAACUGGGGGUCUCCCUGUUCCUCUUCUUUGCCGACCUUGAGGGGGUCUAUCAGAGGAUGGAGCUUCUCUGCACCCCAACCCUCUGGAGGGUCUACGUCCUGAUUAUGCAGCUGGUCUUCUUCCUGGUCUCCUCCUUGGUGGAGGACGGCGUCCUGCAGAACCGGCGCCUGUGGCUGCUGAUCAAAGCGCUCUGCCGCUUCCGCUCCUCCAGCCGGUACCGGGUGUUGCAGCGGCAGCUGGAAAGGGAGGCGCUCUGGCCGCCCCUCCACGGGCGAGAGUGGGCGGACGGCAGCCCGGCCUGUCUCAACGCGGCUUUCGAGCCGGAGGAGCCCGCCGCCCACCCGGGAAGCCGCCCCCGGCCAGCCAGGCGCGGCUCCGUGCAGCCAGAAGGGAGCAGCCGCGGGGACUCUCCCGCCCAGCCCCGCAAGGAGAGCCGUUCCUGACCGCGCUGCUCGGACCUUUCCCCACGCGGAUGCGCCCUAGUCGGGGAGGGAGCGGCCCAAGGAGCCCGGAGGGGCCAAGACACGCGGGGCUCUUGAACUCCUUUGGCCUCGGUCCCCGCGCCGAGUCACUGCCGCAGGCUCCCCUCUGGGCGGGGAAGGGGUCUCGCAAGAAGAGACGGCCCCGCUGAGCGACUCUCGCUGGAUCCUCGCCGCGUCCUCUGCCUUGGGACGCCUCUCGCGGCUUCCCUCCUCCCCGCCCUCCCAGGGAAGCCGCCUCCCCCGCGGGGAGAGCGGAGGCUCGGCGGGCGCGCUCGUGGGGGGCCGAGG
Molecule: messenger RNA, 4122 nt
Organism: Thamnophis elegans (Western terrestrial garter snake)
Lineage: Eukaryota; Metazoa; Chordata; Lepidosauria; Squamata; Natricidae
Product: probable cation-transporting ATPase 13A5
Exons: 31
Biological process (GO): polyamine transmembrane transport; intracellular calcium ion homeostasis
Cellular component (GO): late endosome membrane
Molecular function (GO): P-type ion transporter activity; ATPase-coupled monoatomic cation transmembrane transporter activity; ATP hydrolysis activity
Source: RefSeq, a predicted model, not a curated record